Alternaria arborescens is the source of this 888-nucleotide messenger RNA. RefSeq lists its product as hypothetical. Bases 1 to 888 code for a protein of 295 amino acids. Lineage: Eukaryota; Fungi; Ascomycota; Dothideomycetes; Pleosporales; Pleosporaceae. The record is from RefSeq and is a predicted model, not a curated record. The transcript is spliced from 2 exons.
AUGUACACCAUAGUAGCCCGCUUCGGCAUCGGUGUGCUCUACAUCCUCUUCAAAGGCGUGCUAGUUAUGACCAUUGUAUGGAAUAUCACUGUCUGUCUCUCGAAGCUAUCCGUCCUGCUCAUGUACACUUCAAUCAUACCCAACACAUCCAUGCUCGUCAUAUGCCGCUACAUUGGAGCAACAAUCAUCGUUUGGAUAUUAGUGGAUUUGAUCACGGCCUUGUCUAUCUGUAAACCGCUCGCGCAGGCAUGGAAGGAUCCGGAUAAGUGCACUAGCCAAAAUCCGUUCUAUUUUUCCCAGGGCGUGUUGAACCUCAUCAUCGAUAUGGUCAUUAUCGUGCUGCCGAUGCCGUAUAUAUUCCGCCUACGAGUGUCGUGGAGUCGCAAAGUGGUUGCGAUUGUCAUGUUGGGACUGGGCACCGGGACUAUAGCUAUCACGAUCUAUCGCCAGAAGCUACUCUGGAAGCUGGACUUUGACGACAUCCCUAAAACACCGAAUAUAAUCUUUGCCAUGAUUUUGAGCGAGCUGGAAACCGCAGUCAUGAUCCUGGUAGCUUGCAUACCACUCAUGCGUCCUUUAUUCUGGAGGAAUGAGGGCCAAAGCCCACCCAACGGUCGUCACAAUGCGAACAUCUAUGUCGAGGGAGGGCAUUUGGAAAGGGGAAACAAGCGUAGAGGUGCGAGGAAUCUGCAGUUACUUUAUCCGCCGUCUUGGUUCGACAACAAGGACGAUUCGAAGGUUGCGGCGCAGUCAUUGAAGGUUGUGCAUGUCGCGGAUGUGGCAUCUACUUCUGCAACUGAAACAUCUCAGGGUUCAAGCUGCUCUAAAGAUUCUGUCGUCGAUAAAAAAAGAUGGGAAGCACCGAAAACAUGGCAUAUAUCCACAUGA